UCUCCUUUCCUUGCCGCCGCGCACGCCACUGCUCGAGCCACCUCGCCGCCGCUGCCGGAAAUGGCCGCCGCCGCGCGCCCCCUGGUGUCCGUGAAGGCCCUGGAGGGCGACAUGGCCACGGACUCCGCCGGCAUCCAGAUGCCGCACGUCCUCCGCGCGCCGAUCCGCCCCGACGUGGUAACUUUCACCCACAAGCUCCUGUCCUGCAACCGCCGCCAGCCCUACGCCGUCUCCCGCCGCGCCGGCCACCAGACCUCCGCGGAGUCGUGGGGCACCGGCCGCGCCGUCUCCCGUAUCCCCCGCGUCCCAGGCGGCGGCACGCACCGCGCUGGCCAGGGAGCGUUCGGCAACAUGUGCCGCGGUGGCCGCAUGUUCGCGCCCACCAAGAUCUGGCGCCGCUGGCACCGCCGCGUGAACGUCCGCCUCCGCCGCGUCGCCGUCGCGUCCGCCCUCGCCGCCACCGCUGUCCCGUCCCUCGUCCUCGCCCGCGGCCACCGCAUCGAGGGUGUCCCCGAGUUCCCGCUAGUCGUCUCCGACUCCAUUGAGUCCAUCGAGAAGACCGCGCACUCCAUCAAGGUUCUCAAGCAGAUCGGUGCCUAUGCUGACGCUGAGAAGGCCAAGGACUCCGUGGCCAUCCGCGCCGGCAAGGGGAAGAUGCGCAACCGCCGGUACGUUAACCGCAAGGGCCCCCUCAUCGUCUAUGGCACCGAGGGCUCCAAGAUCGUCAAGGCAUUCCGCAACCUCCCCGGCGUUGAUGUUGCCAAUGUGGAGCGCCUCAACCUGCUCGACCUUGCCCCCGGUGGCCACCUUGGCCGCUUCGUGAUCUGGACCGAGUGCGCUUUCAAGAAGCUCGAUGAGGUGUAUGGAGGGUUUGAUGCACCGGCCCUCAAGAAGAAGGGUUUCGUGCUGCCGAGGCCGAAGAUGGCGAAUGCCGAUCUUUCCAGGAUCAUCAACUCGGAUGAAGUCCAGUCAGUGGUGAAGCCCAUCAACAAGGAGGUGAAGCGCAGGGAGGCUAGAAGGAACCCUCUCAAGAAUGUGGCCGCUGUGCUCAAGCUUAACCCCUACUUCGGGACUGCACGCAAGAUGGCAGCUCUCGCUGAGGCCGCACGCAUCAAGGCUAGGACUGAGAAGCUUGAUUCCAAGAGGACCAAGCUCAGCCCGGAGUCUUCUAAGAUCAAGGCUGCUGGAAAGGCAUGGUACAAGACCAUGAUUUCUGACAGUGAUUACACAGAGUUUGAGAAUUUUUCUAAGUGGCUUGGUGUGACGCAGUGAAUUUAUGAUUGAAAUUUUAGUAGGUUAUCUUAAGCUCCGGAAUUAUGAUUUUGGGUAUUAUUGUCAUGUGAAAUUUGCGAUGAGGAGUUCAGAGAUGAUAUGUCGUUUUGGUAGUUCUUUGCCCUGAGACUUAUACACCCGGAUACCUUUCAUGAGACAAAAUAUAUCACAUAUUUCAGCAGUCAA
This is a messenger RNA of Oryza brachyantha (malo sina), 1458 nucleotides long. Its product is annotated as 60S ribosomal protein L4-like. The coding region runs from base 61 to 1272 and encodes 403 amino acids. Gene Ontology annotation, biological process: translation. The record is from RefSeq and is a predicted model, not a curated record. Lineage: Eukaryota; Viridiplantae; Streptophyta; Magnoliopsida; Poales; Poaceae. Gene Ontology annotation, molecular function: RNA binding; structural constituent of ribosome. The transcript has 2 exons. Gene Ontology annotation, cellular component: cytosolic large ribosomal subunit; ribosome.